Ilex paraguariensis (yerba mate) is the source of this 1632-nucleotide messenger RNA. NCBI's taxonomy places the organism in Eukaryota, Viridiplantae, Streptophyta, Magnoliopsida, Aquifoliales, Aquifoliaceae. The record is from the annotation of a GenBank genome assembly.
AACCCUACUGACCUUCCCGCGCUUCCCUCCUCCUCCCGCCUCUAACAAAAUCUGCGGACGGCGACCAUCCUCCGCUCACCAAAAAUUCCUCCCCGGCCACCGACAGCCUUCCAUUCCCCUCAUUCCUCUUCUCCAAAUCUCUGUUGUAUCACCUUAGGUAGUGAGUUGUGUUCCACUGUUGUCAAAGUGUUUUUGGAGUUUUGAAAUUUUGGAAUUUGGGCGAGACGUUGAAGCUCUUGUCGUGUCGAAGGAGAAAAAGUUAGGGUUUCGGGAAGAGCUCCGGUCUCGGUUCUUCUUGGACUGUCAUCGAAUCACAAAAAAUCGAAGUUGAUGGAUGCCAGCGACGGUGAAGAAGAGGAAUUCGAAUUGUCAAGAAACUAUUUCCUUGCAAAAGAAUUUGGCACUUCUGGAAAAAAAUCAACCCGUAAGCUCUCGGAAAUCGACAUUGUUGACGAACAGGAGCUAAGAGCGGCAUUAUCGAAUAUUGAGCCUAAACACGAAAAGGAAAUCAAUGACUUGAUGAACAGUUACAAAAGUUUGUACUCAAAAUGGGUUUUUGAAUUAAGGUGUGGCUUUGGUCUUCUAAUGUAUGGAUUUGGAUCUAAAAAGGCAUUGAUCGAAGAUUUUGCUUCAACAGGACUAACCGAGUAUUCUGUGGUUGUCAUCAAUGGAUAUCUUCACUCGAUCAAUCUUAAACAGGUAGUGAUAACCUUGGCUGAAUUACUGUGGGAGCAAUUGAAAAACUAUCAAAAUACACCUUCAGGGAAAUCUUCUAAAGCUGAAGAACCUUAUAAUUCCCGAUCCAUGGAUGAUCUGCUUGCUUUUCUGGAUGGCCCACAUGCCGAUGGAAAGAAAUGCUUUGUUUGUGCUGUCGUUCAUAACAUUGAUGGACCUGCUUUACGAGACUCUGAAAGUCAGCAGUAUCUUGCAAGAAUUUCUGCUUGUUCUCAUAUUCGUAUCGUUGCUUCCAUCGACCAUGUGAAUGCACCUCUUUUGUGGGACAAGAAGAUGGUCCAUACACAGUUCAACUGGUUCUGGUACCAUGUUCCGACCUUUGCACCAUACAAGAUCGAAGGGCUCUUCUUUCCUUUGAUUCUUACACAUGGUGGUGCCACGCAAACUGUUAAGACAGCUUCAAUUGUUUUACAGAGUUUGACACCAAAUGCACAGAGUGUGUUUAAAGUUCUUGCAGAGCAUCAAUUGGUCCAUCCUGAUGAGGAGGGGAUGCCUGUCAAUAAUUUGUACACAAUCUGUCGAGAGCGCUUUCUGGUGAGUAGCCAGUUUACACUGAAUUCCCAUUUGACAGAAUUCAAAGAUCAUGAGCUCGUCAAGACCAGAAGGCAUUCUGAUGGCCAGGAUUGCUUGCAUAUUCCUCUCACAACCGAAGCGCUAGAAAAAUUGGUACAAGAGAUCAGUCAAUAGAGGUUAUCUGACCACGGCUGCCAUAAGUUGAACAGCAAACACAUACAUGUUUCCUUGGCUUGUUGAUAGCUAAUACUCGACUGAUAUCGUGUUCAUAUGUAAGGUUGAUAUACUCGCUGUUACUAAUAUUGGUUAUACAUAAAUUCAUCUUGAGCUGCCAUAACUUGGUUCGUCAUGCUAUAUUCAUGGGCAAGGAAAACCAAACAGUUU